AUGGGGUGGGGAAGGGAAGGGAAGGACGAGGAGAAAGGUGUUCAAUUGAGAGUUCUUGCUCAAAAUUUGGUGUUUAACACUGCCCAUAUCUUGGACAAAACUUUGACGCCAGCAAAGCGAAGAAGUAAUUCACCGAUUUUGAAGAUUUUCCCACCAGACAAGCCAGCUGAACCGAAAUCAAAUUCUGAACUCAAGAACGAUUGGUGCCAAAAGAAUAAAAACCCUCAAACUGCAGAUGACGAUAGUUCUUCGUGGGUUUUCUUUCAAUCUGAAGGGAAAAUUUCACCACCAUCAAAUUUCAGAGAAUCUGGCGCAAGUGUUAUAACGCUAUCAGACAGUGAAUCGGAAUCAACGAAUCUUCAAGGAGACUUUUCCACUAAAGUUUCGGUCAAAGAAAUUGAGGUGAUUGAGAUUGAUGAUAACGAUGAAGGUGAGCCAUUAAACGGACAAAAACUUCAAGAGCGAGCAUCGAAUGUGAAUGAUUUAACGAUAAUCGAAGAGAACGAUGUAUUUGUUGUGGCCAACUUCAAGGACAGGAGUCUAGGAGCCAACACUCAUAAACAGCCAUCAUCCACUGCGCGAGGCAUAAGCAUAUUGCCGAAGGAUGACUUAACAAUAGUGGAUGAAGGUGACGCGUUUGUUGUUGUAAACUUUGCAAAAAUGGGUCUAGCCAAGUGUAAGGGACCAGCGCGUAACGUGAAUGAUCUAACGAUACUCGAAGAGGGCGAUUUAUUUGUUGUAGCAAAUUUUGCGGAAAAGAAUCUAGCCACUACCACUAUUAGCUCAGCAUCUAGUGAUCGAGAAAUGAGCGUAUUACCGAAGGCUUCUACUUCGUCAUCCAAAGCGUCGUGCAUUAAAAAGUCAUCUGAACAGGACAAGAACGCGACUCCUAAUCAGCAAUAUCCCGCAACAUCCAAGGAUAUAUCGCAAUUUCAGAAGCCUUCUGAACUGUCCAAAAAGACGAAUCUAACUCAAAAUCCGCCUAUCGCAUCUACAAGCACCUCUCAAACUCAGUAUCUAUCAUAUAAUAGUUUGAAUGCUUCGUGUUCUGCUUACUUACAACACUACUCACAAACAGUGCAAACGUCGUUAGCAAAUAUUCAAAUCCCUCGUCCCUACGAACGUGCUUAUCAACUCGAGUGGGGGUAUCGCUCGAUGUUGCUGGCGAGGGAGUUCGGAAUGAUAGCUGCGGAUAUCUUCUGCUUACAAGAAGUUGAACAGAGUCAUCUGUAUAGUUUCUAUGUGCCUGUCUUCAGCAAACUUGGCUAUAGCGGCUUAUACAAAAAACGCACGAGAGAUAUGGUGGAUGGAUGUGCCAUUUUCUAUAAAUCCAAUAUGAAAUUACUGUCGAAUCAACCAAUUGAGUAUUUUUUCGGUGCAGAUACAGUUUUGGAUCGUGAUAAUGUCGCGCAGAUAGCUCGUUUCGAAGACGUUCAUUCUGGACGUCAAAUAUGUGUUGCGAAUACGCAUCUUCUGUUCAACAUGAAACGUGGUGAUGUGAAAUUGGCGCAGUUGGCAGUGUUGUUGGCUAAUUUAGAUAAGGAAUGUGGUCCAGAGUCGGGUCGCUCUUGUCCAUACGUGAUCUGUGGUGAUUUCAAUAUGAAGCCGAACUGUAAAAUUUAUGAGUUCAUAAGGAGCGGGCAAAUGUCAUUCAAGAACGCCAGAAGAGGGACGAUAUCAACGAGUGAAGAUAAUUUCACUCAAGGUCCACUUCUAUAUCCAGGCUUCAUGCCUUCUGAAACGAACAUUGGUCGUGAUUGUCGAUUUGUGAAUAAGAAAGGUUCUUUAGUUGAUGAUGUAUUUGAGGUAUCCAUGCUUUUGACUCGUACAGUUUCAUUGAAGCUUCAUUUAGAAGGGAAUGGAACGAACGUAAAAGGACAUGACAAUUACUGGACACAUCCUCUGAAGCUGGGCAGUGUAUAUGACCAUGUCGCAAUUGAUAGCCAAGAACCCGAAGUCUCAGCAUAUUCGUACGAGGGUACUUCCAAUCCUGAUUUCAUGUUUUAUUCAGUGAAAAAACGAAAUUUAAAGGAAGGUCCAUUGCAUCUUGUUCGCCGCCUGAGUCUUCCAGCUGCGAGUGCGCUUUAUUCAACGUUAGGACCGUGGCCGAACGAAAUAACACCUUCCGAUCAUAUACCUCUCGUCGCUGAAUUUCAUUUGCUUUAA
Messenger RNA from Anisakis simplex (herring worm), 2166 nucleotides. The record is from the annotation of a GenBank genome assembly. NCBI's taxonomy places the organism in Eukaryota, Metazoa, Nematoda, Chromadorea, Rhabditida, Anisakidae.